AUGGUUGCCAUUAAGACUCUCGCAUGCCUGCUCCUCACGGGCGUUGCCAAUGCGCAGCUUCCCCUGGAUUCCUAUCAAUAUCCCAAUUCCCAGGCCAGCUCCGGUCCCGGCUCCGGUCCCGGCUCCAGCAACGCCUCAGCCCAAACUGCCUGCAACAAUGCUUUUCCGAACACCAUACCCGUGUUCCGUGAGGAUGGCAGUCCUUACGGUUGUGCUCCUGCCAUCUGUGGCCAGCCUGGAGUUAAUAUCAUGUGCUAA
Molecule: messenger RNA, 258 nt
Organism: Aspergillus tanneri
Lineage: Eukaryota; Fungi; Ascomycota; Eurotiomycetes; Eurotiales; Aspergillaceae
Exons: 2
Coding region: 1-258 (85 amino acids)
Source: RefSeq, a predicted model, not a curated record